Molecule: messenger RNA, 1191 nt
Organism: Medicago truncatula (barrel medic)
Lineage: Eukaryota; Viridiplantae; Streptophyta; Magnoliopsida; Fabales; Fabaceae
Product: phenylcoumaran benzylic ether reductase Betv6
Exons: 4
Coding region: 85-1017 (310 amino acids)
Molecular function (GO): oxidoreductase activity
Source: RefSeq, a predicted model, not a curated record
AAGACAAGGGAAAACAAAAAAAAACUCGAAAGCAGUUUGGAAAGGAUCGAAAGUAAUUAAGGAGCAGGUAACACAUCCAUAUCCAUGGCUGAGAAAAGCAAGAUUUUGUUCAUUGGAGGAACAGGUUACAUCGGAAAACAUAUAGUAGAAGCAAGUGCAAAAGCUGGACAUCCCACUUUUGCAUUGGUUCGAGAAUCCACCCUCGCUGAUCCUGCCAAGGCUAAUCUCCUCAAUAAUUUCAAAACUUUAGGCGUCAAUUUGGUCCCUGGGGAUCUGUAUAAUCAUGAGAACUUGGUGAAAGCAAUCAAGCAGGUAGAUGUGGUCAUAUCUACGGUAGGCCACGCUCAGAUUGAGGAUCAAGUGAAGAUUAUCGCUGCAAUUAAGGAGGCUGGUAAUGUUAAGAGAUUUUUUCCUUCGGAAUUCGGGAAUGACGUUGAUCGUGUCCAUGCGGUAGAUCCAGCAAAAUCUGCAUUUGAAGGGAAAGCCAGAAUUCGACGUGCUAUUGAAGCGGAAGGCAUACCCUACACAUAUGUGUCUAGCAACUACUUUGCUGGAUAUUUUCUCCCCACAUUAGCUCAGCCAGGACAAUUCGCCCCACCUCCACCAAAAGACAAAGUCGUCAUAUAUGGCGAUGGAAAUCCCAAAGCGGUUUUCAACAAGGAAGAUGACAUUGGAACAUUCACCAUUAGAGCUGUGGAUGAUCCAAGGACAUUGAAUAAGAUUCUCUACAUAAAGCCCCCAAAGAACAUUAUUUCAUUCAACGAGCUUGUAGCAUUGUGGGAGAAGAAGAUUGGGAAGACCCUCGAAAAAACUUUUCUUCUAGAGGAUAAACUUCUCAAGGAUAUUGCAGAGGCUCCUUUUCCAAUCAAUGUGGUAUUAUCGAUCAACCACUCGGUGUUUGUGAAAGGUGACCACACAAACUUUGUGAUUGAGCCUUCUUUUGGGGUUGAGGCUUAUGAGUUGUACCCAGAUGUCAAGUACACAACUGUGGAGGAAUACCUUGAUCAGUUCGUUUGAAGAAUUAACAAAAUCUAUCUAUCAGUAAUAAUAUGAGUUGUUUGUUACAUUGGAGUUUGACGCGGAACUGUUCUGCCUUUCCUACUUGUUGCUUCUUAUUUCAUUUGCUAUGUAAACUUGUUAAUGUUUUUAGUACCCAAAUAAUAUUCAAAAAUGGUUGUGUAUCUUGUCAAA